GUGUUCUCAGGAUAAUUCUACUUUCACGCAUGUGGUGUGAAGUUGAUGUGUUUCCUUCACUCCAACAGCUCAAACUAAAGAAACUGGAAUCCUGCUGGACCGAUACUUGAUUACACAAGGUAAUAAUCGGUAAUAAUCGGUAAUAAUCGGUAAUAAUCGGUACUUGUGCUUGUGGAGUGUUUGAUACAGUGUAAAUGCGCACAGCCGGCAUCUUUCUGGGUAAAAUAUAGAAAUAUAGGGUACAUUUCUGACUUUAACUUGCAUCUCUCUCUCUCUCUCUCUCUCUCUCUCUCUGUGCCUGUGUGUGUGUGUGUGUGUUAGAACUCCAGGCUGAUCUCCGCCAUGCAGCACUACGGGGUGAACGGUGGAUACUCUCUGCACGCCAUGAACUCCCUGAGCGCCAUGUACAACCUGCAUCAGCAGAGCGCGCAGCACGCGCCCGACUACCGGCCCUCGGUGCACGCGCUCACGCUCGCGGAGAGACUGGCCGACAUCAUCCUGGAGGCGAGGUACGGCUCUCAGCACAGGAAGCAGCGGCGGAGUCGCACAGCCUUCACCGCUCAGCAGCUGGAGGCACUCGAGAAAACCUUCCAGAAAACACAUUACCCCGAUGUAGUGAUGAGGGAACGGCUGGCAAUGUGCACCAACCUGCCUGAGGCUCGAGUACAGGUAUGGUUUAAGAACAGACGAGCGAAGUUCCGCAAGAAGCAGCGCAGUCUGCAGAAAGAGCAGCUCCAGAAGCAGAAGGAGGCGGAGUCAGAAGGGAACCAGGAAGCAGAGAAUAAAGAAGAAGUACCACCUACAAGAACACCUCAAACUCCACCUUCACCUUCAGACGGGACUCGAGCCAUGCUUCCGCCUCCGGACGAGCUGAGCGAGGAAGUGAACGUUACGUCACCUGAGCACUCGGGGGCGGAGUCAGGAGCAGAGGAUUUGACUGACAGAGAGGACGAGCCGCCAUCGUUCGGACAGGAGGAGAAAGGGACGGGGCAAGCACUGACAGGUGGCACAACGCCACCAUGCAAACCACUCAGUCCAAAAUCAGAUUCUCCUCUCGCCUCGCCGUCUCUCUCGUCCUCCAGCGUUCUCAGCAGCGGUUUAGUCCAGACCAACUCCUACGCGUCGUCUCCUCUCAGCCUCUUCCGUCUGCAGGAGCAGUUUCGCCAGCACAUGGCUGCUACAAACAACCUAAUGCAUUAUACGCCCUUCGACAUGGCCACCUCCUCCUCCUCCUCCUCCACCUCCACCUCGUCUUCAUUAGCUUACCUGGGCAUGAACAUGAACAUGAACAUGAACAUGAACAUGAGCAUGAACAUGGCAUCUCCACUCAGCCCGCUGCAGUGCCAGUCUUAUUACCAGUCACUGUCUCAGCAGGUGUGGAGCAGCUUAAACAGCAAGACGAGCAGCAUCGAGAACUUGCGCUUCAGGGCCAAGCAGCACGCAGCCUCGCUCGGGUUGGACACGCUGCCCAACUGA
Ictalurus furcatus (blue catfish) is the source of this 1476-nucleotide messenger RNA. Its product is annotated as diencephalon/mesencephalon homeobox protein 1-B-like. NCBI's taxonomy places the organism in Eukaryota, Metazoa, Chordata, Actinopteri, Siluriformes, Ictaluridae. Bases 343 to 1476 code for a protein of 377 amino acids. Gene Ontology annotation, molecular function: RNA polymerase II transcription regulatory region sequence-specific DNA binding; DNA-binding transcription factor activity, RNA polymerase II-specific. The record is from RefSeq and is a predicted model, not a curated record. The transcript has 4 exons. Gene Ontology annotation, biological process: regulation of transcription by RNA polymerase II.